Messenger RNA from Staurois parvus, 286 nucleotides. NCBI's taxonomy places the organism in Eukaryota, Metazoa, Chordata, Amphibia, Anura, Ranidae. The record is from the annotation of a GenBank genome assembly.
AUGCCCUCUACCAAGAAAAAAAAAAAAGCCUCAAUAGCAAUACGCACCAAACUGAGCAUGUGCAGAGUGUCUCUACACCAUAUGUCUUUUCAGGAGAUAAGAGGGAGACCCUGAAAGAAGGGGGAGGAUCAAAGGAGUAAGGAUCAAACAGCUUUUUUGCACAAUGCAGAGGAUUAACCCCUUAGGUUCCACAGUGAGUAUAACAAGCAUGCUUUACUGCCAGGGGCGGACUGACCAUUUGGAAACUCGGGCACUGCCCGAGGGCCCGGGGUUAGUAGGUGGCCCC